Ochotona princeps (American pika) is the source of this 777-nucleotide messenger RNA. RefSeq names its product CD99 molecule (Xg blood group) (gene CD99). The transcript has 8 exons. Gene Ontology annotation, biological process: homotypic cell-cell adhesion; positive regulation of neutrophil extravasation; T cell extravasation. The record is from RefSeq and is a predicted model, not a curated record. NCBI's taxonomy places the organism in Eukaryota, Metazoa, Chordata, Mammalia, Lagomorpha, Ochotonidae. The coding region runs from base 161 to 583 and encodes 140 amino acids.
UUGAUGGACGUGAGGAUGGGUGGAGCGCCAGAGUGCCUUUCUGGUUCUUGGGGGACUGUGGGCGCCGUGAUUGGGUGGACGCUGCCCUGGGCCGGUCCCUCUCCCGGCUCGGCCGCGCCCCGGCCGCUCCCCGCCGCUCCCUCUCCCGCCGCGGGACACCAUGGCACGCGGGAUCUGCCUGAGGCUGCUGGGGUUCGCGCUGCUCCUCGGGCUGCUGCGCUCGCAGUCCGACUUUGAUCUGGAAGAUGCUCUGCCAGACAAAGAUGAAGCCAAGCCGACGCUGACUCCCCACAAGGCAGAUGCGGGCGACCCUGGCCCCCCCAAGGCACCACCCAGGCCACACCCCAAUGCACAUGGAAAUGAUGGUGGAUUCUCAGACUCUGACCUCAUUGGCCGCACAGAAAAUGGAGGAAGAGAUGAUUCUGGAAGCCACGCAACUGAUGGGCAACAGGAGCAGCCCCAAGGCCUGGUCCCCGGGAUCGUGGGGGCUGUAGUGGUUGCUGUGGCUGGGGCUGUGUCCAGCUUUGUAGCGUACCAGAAGAAGAAGCUGUGCUUCAAGGAAGGGGAAUCCUCGAACGUCUAACGAGGAUUGGACACCCUACCUGGGCCCCAGAAUCAUCCUGAGAUGCUGCCACCCGACCUGCAAUGACUGGUUCGGAAACUGGUCUCCCCUAUCCCCCGUGGCACCCAGUAGCUGAUGGCCAUCGCACUCCGCUCCACCCACCACACGCACCCCAAGCAAUAAAGAGAAGCAGGGACCUUUGUCCUGUACCCCUA